AUGGAGGGUGGCUAUGAGCACCAUAUGCUUCUUCCAGGGCAAAGGUUUUGCCCCAUGGAGGAUGAACUACUCAUGUACUACCUUAAGCCCAAGGAAAGAUUUGAAGCCGAAAGAACGGACGAUUUGAGAAGGAACAAAGACCUCUACUUCUUCACCAAGAAGAAGAAGGUGAGUGCAAAAGGGUCACGCACAUACAGAAAAGUAGGGCGCGGUACAUGGAAGGGCCAAGACGCAGCCAAGAAGAUAUAUCUUGUUGAUGAUCAGAAUCAGCAACAAACAAGAACUCUUCUUGGUUUCAAGAAAACCUACACUUACAGGAAUGAAAAGCCCGUGCAUCAUGGUGACUGGAUCAUGUAUGAAUACGAACUUGAUGAGUCUCAAUUCAUGAACAAGAAACAACUAAAACAGAAUCGGUACGUUCUUUGUUUACUCAGAAAGAACGAUGUAUUGCCGGAAAAGAAGAGAAAGAGGCAGCAAGAAGAAGAACAAGAAGAUGAGGGGAUUGAAGACUAUGUCGAGAAUAAUGACGAAGGGGAUAACAUGGAACCUGAAUCAGUUAUUGAGGAGCCUCAAGAGAAACGUCAACGUCUUGUUCCACGCACUAACAAUGUGGCAGGAGCAUCAUCAUCAGAGGACGCGUACGUCGCUGCUGAACUAGAACAAUGGAUUGACUUCGACCAACAAUACUAUAACCCACACCACCGCCAUUAG
Messenger RNA from Argentina anserina (silverweed cinquefoil), 711 nucleotides. RefSeq names its product NAC domain-containing protein 86-like. Gene Ontology annotation, molecular function: DNA binding. The record is from RefSeq and is a predicted model, not a curated record. The coding region runs from base 1 to 711 and encodes 236 amino acids. Gene Ontology annotation, biological process: regulation of DNA-templated transcription. NCBI's taxonomy places the organism in Eukaryota, Viridiplantae, Streptophyta, Magnoliopsida, Rosales, Rosaceae. The transcript is spliced from 2 exons.